Acanthoscelides obtectus is the source of this 1311-nucleotide messenger RNA. The record is from the annotation of a GenBank genome assembly. Lineage: Eukaryota; Metazoa; Arthropoda; Insecta; Coleoptera; Chrysomelidae.
AUGGAGAACAUGAUGCAGGGCAAUAAGAUCAGACGAGUUGCAGCUACUCGCAUGAAUGAGAGGUCAUCUCGAUCACACACGAUUUUCCGGAUUAUUCUGGAGUCGAAAGAUGCCAAUCAGAAAGAUGGACCUGUACAUAUAAGCUACCUUAACUUAAUGGACUUAGCUGGUUCUGAGAGAGUUUCUCUGACGAAAGCUGCUGGUGAGCGUCUUAAAGAGGGGGCUAACAUAAACAAAUCUUUGUCAGUAUUAGGAAAUGUGAUAAGGCAACUAAGCGAGGGGAAGGAGUUUAUCAGUUAUCGCGAUUCGAAAUUGACUAGACUGCUCUCACAGGCUCUUGGCGGUAAUGCCAAAUCAUUGAUUAUCGGGAAUAUCAAUGACCUCCUGGAUAAGAGCAAUCAGGGUUUAACUAUAAGAGAAGAUAUCAAAGGAAAUGUGCUGCUUGAUGCAAGGGAAGCUGUCGUAGACAAUGUUGAUAAAGUUAUGGAGAACAUGAUGCAGGGCAAUAAGAUCAGACGAGUUGCAGCUACUCGCAUGAAUGAGAGGUCAUCUCGAUCACACACGAUUUUCCGGAUUAUUCUGGAGUCGAAAGAUGCCAAUCAGAAAGAUGGACCUGUACAUAUAAGCUACCUUAACUUAAUGGACUUAGCUGGUUCUGAGAGAGUUUCUCUGACGAAAGCUGCUGGUGAGCGUCUUAAAGAGGGGGCUAACAUAAACAAAUCUUUGUCAGUAUUAGGAAAUGUGAUAAGGCAACUAAGCGAGGGGAAGGAGUUUAUCAGUUAUCGCGAUUCGAAAUUGACUAGACUGCUCUCACAGGCUCUUGGCGGUAAUGCCAAAUCAUUGAUUAUCGGGAAUAUCAGACCAAUGAUCCACCGCGAAGUAGCCGAUGGUCUAGAGCGUCUUUGGAACGUAAGAGUAAACUGCAUAUGGGAAGCCGAUGAAAGUAGUCGCCAUGGAGAGGUUUAUAUAUUCGACCAUGUAUUUAAUCAGGAAUGUACAAAUUCAGAUGUAUAUGGAUCUGUAGUAAAACCUUUAGUCGAUUCCUUCAUGGAAGGUUUCAAUGCCACAAUAUUUGCAUAUGGCCAAACAUCUUCUGGCAAAACACACACCAUUUUGGGCAAUAAAACAGAUCCUGGGCUUUUCCAAUUAGUAUCCAAUCAGUUAUUCCAGCAUGUGGCAGACCAGGUUGAUAAGAGGUACUUGAUUAGAUGCAGUUAUAUUGAAAUCUACAAUGAAAAGAUCAAUGACCUCCUGGAUAAGAGCAAUCAGGGUUUAACUAUGAGAAGAUAUCAAAGGAAAUGUGCUGCUUGA